Wyeomyia smithii (pitcher-plant mosquito) is the source of this 1627-nucleotide messenger RNA. RefSeq names its product hatching enzyme 1.2. Gene Ontology annotation, biological process: proteolysis. The transcript is spliced from 2 exons. NCBI's taxonomy places the organism in Eukaryota, Metazoa, Arthropoda, Insecta, Diptera, Culicidae. Bases 108 to 1028 code for a protein of 306 amino acids. Gene Ontology annotation, molecular function: zinc ion binding; metalloendopeptidase activity. The record is from RefSeq and is a predicted model, not a curated record.
CGUUUCCGCGCGGUUCGUAAAACACUGUUAUUUCUUUUUUUUUUUUCGUUCAGUGUGAAAUUUUCAAUUUACAACCCAAAAUAUAGAACGAAACUCUCCAACCGAUAAUGUUCCUCAGUCUGGGACACCGCGCGACGGCGCUAACGUUGGUGAUCGGCACGAUGGACUUAUUGUACGGUGCGGUUAUAUUUCCCAAGAUACCGGAUGUGUUGAAUCCACCUGUUCCAGAUAGUGUGGAGCUUGCGGAACAGUCUGUAUAUCUGCAGAGUGGCGAACAAGAUCCGGAAGUGACACCCGGUCUGUUCCAGGGCGAUAUGGCUAUGGAUAAUAGUAUGUACAAGUAUUGGAGAGUAGGUCUCAAUUGGGAUAUUUUCCCGGAGCGUCGGUGGCCCAAUCGAACCGUACCGUAUGCGAUCAGUCCGCUCUACGAUGUGGAUGAUCACAUAACGAUCCUGAAGGCAAUUCGAACGCUAAAUUUUAUGACUUGUGUGCGCUUCGUACCAUGGAAUGGUAAGGAUACGGACUUCCUACUGAUCUGGCCCAUCAAAUACCCGAAGGGUUGCUGGAGUUACGUCGGAAAAACGGGCGGCACUCAGAUAGUUUCAUUGCAACCACCGGAUCAUCAGAAUGUCAACUGCCUGGGCCAUGAAGGACGCGCCAUGCACGAGCUGAUGCAUGCACUGGGAAUCUUUCACGAGCAGUCCCGUUCCGAUCGGGAUCGGUUUGUGAAGAUCAACUGGGAUAACAUUAUUCCGGCGUUCAAAUCAAACUUCGAGAAACAAUCCCUGAAGAACACCACCUACAGCUUCGAGUACGACUACAACAGCAUCAUGCACUACGGCAAGAGUUACUUCAGCGUCGGUAAAGGGAAGCCCACUAUCGAGACGAAAAUGCCCAACAUCAAGCUCGGCCAGCGGCAGGCGCUCAGCCAAACCGACUGUCUGAAGAUCAACGACUUGUACGAGUGUUUGGACAAUCCGCGAUUAACGAAAAAGUACUACAACCUGUGCAAGACUUUAGGAAUUUGAUAUUGUUACUGAGUCCUCAAAAAAACUACUGUACGCGUGCCAUCAUAAUCUUCAUCAUUAAAACACAAUAUUUAUUGUAAAGUGGUUUGUUUAUUACUUUUCUUUUUUUUCGAUAUCUUCUCUCUCAUCGAGGAACUGCGUACAAAUCACUACAUAGGGGGAAUGUCACCGGCUCAGGGGGCGGGUGGUCCAAACUGCGAAACCUUCACAAAUUGUAUUACAAUUAUCUUCGUUUUUGGUUGAUGGUGAUUACCUUUUCAAACUAAUAAACAUAAACUAAUAUGAAAAAAAAAAAAACCGAUUGGUUUCGAAGUGAUACACAAGAGUGGGUAUAUCACAGUAAUAAAAAGUUCUUAAGUUUAUUUUUCUUCUAACUUUCAUCUUUCUCAUCUUACCGGAUUAUCGAUGCAUCACUUCUCGCUUGUUCUCGGAGGGCAAAAAUUUAUCUUUUUUGUGAGUGUGUUUUUCUACAUCAAGCUAGAAUGUGUGUAUUAGUGUAUAAAAUGAACGCAACUAUUUUGCCGAAGCAAAAAAAAAACUCUAAAAGCAAUACUCCUGUGUUCUGAUUGUUUUUUUUUUUGUUUUUAAAUUAAACAGAA